AGGGCCUGUGAGCGCAAGAGCUACAUGAAAAGGGAGCGCGCCCGCUGCCACCUCCCUCCUCCGGAGAGAAGCUGUAGUGAGGCUGUGCGAAGCUCCGCAUUUCAGAGGACCGGCCAAGGCGCAUCCCUGCACCAUCAGCUGAAGCUCAGACGCCUGCGCUCCCUCAACUGCUGCAAGCCAGCCCGGAGCCCGCCACUGCCCCGCAGCCCGACCGCGCCCAGCCCGGAGAGGACAGCACCAGGAGGCGGCCCUGCUCAAGGCCACAGAGACCCCCGACAGCGUCUCUCAGCAGAGGGAUUCAACGUGAACUGCGUCAUGUCCUUUGGCAGAGACAUGGAGCUGGAGCACUUUGAUGAGCGGGAUAAGGCUCAGAGAUACAGCAGAGGGUCACGGGUGAACGGGCUGCCCAGUCCCACACAUAGCGCCCACUGCAGCUUUUACAGAACCCGCACGCUGCAGACGCUCAGCUCCGAGAAGAAGGCCAAGAAAGUUCGUUUCUAUCGAAAUGGAGAUCGGUACUUUAAAGGGAUUGUGUAUGCCAUCUCCCCAGACCGGUUCCGAUCUUUUGAUGCCCUGCUGGCUGAUUUGACCCGAACUCUGUCGGAUAAUGUGAAUUUGCCCCAGGGAGUGAGAACAAUCUACACCAUUGAUGGGCUCAAGAAGAUUUCCAGCCUGGACCAACUGGUGGAAGGAGAGAGUUAUGUGUGUGGCUCAAUAGAGCCUUUCAAGAAACUGGAGUACACCAAGAACGUGAACCCAAACUGGUCUGUGAAUGUCAAAACCACCUCAGCAUCCCGGGCAGUGUCAUCACUGGCUACUGCCAAAGGGAGCCCUUCAGAGGUGCGGGAGAAUAAGGAUUUCAUUCGGCCCAAACUUGUCACCAUCAUCAGAAGUGGGGUGAAGCCACGGAAAGCUGUCCGGAUUCUGCUGAACAAGAAAACUGCUCAUUCCUUUGAGCAGGUUCUCACUGAUAUAACUGAUGCCAUCAAGCUGGACUCAGGAGUGGUGAAACGCCUGUACACCCUGGAUGGUAAACAGGUGAUGUGCCUUCAGGACUUUUUUGGUGACGAUGACAUUUUUAUUGCAUGUGGACCAGAGAAGUUCCGUUACCAGGAUGAUUUCUUGCUAGAUGAAAGUGAAUGUCGAGUUGUGAAGUCCACUUCUUACACCAAAAUAGCUUCGUCAUCCCGCAGGAGCACCAACAAGAGCCCAGGACCUUCCAGGCGCAGCAAGUCGCCAGCAUCAACCAGCUCAGUUAAUGGGACCCCUGGUAGUCAGCUCUCCACUCCACGGUCUGGCAAGUCACCAAGUCCAUCACCCACCAGCCCAGGAAGCCUGCGGAAGCAGAGGAGCUCUCAGCAUGGCGGUUCCUCUACUUCACUUGCGUCGACCAAAGUAUGCAGCUCGAUGGAUGAGAAUGAUGGAUCCGGAGAAGGUGAAGUGUCGGAGGAAGGCUUCCAGAUUCCAGCCACAAUAACGGAACGAUAUAAAGUUGGAAGGACAAUAGGAGAUGGAAACUUUGCUGUUGUCAAGGAAUGUGUAGAAAGGUCAACUGCUAGGGAGUAUGCUCUGAAAAUUAUCAAGAAAAGCAAAUGUCGAGGCAAAGAGCACAUGAUCCAGAGCGAGGUGUCUAUCUUAAGAAGAGUGAAGCAUCCCAAUAUUGUUCUUCUGAUUGAAGAGAUGGAUGUGCCAACUGAACUGUAUCUUGUUAUGGAAUUGGUAAAGGGAGGAGACCUCUUUGAUGCCAUUACUUCCACAAACAAAUACACUGAGCGAGACGCCAGUGGGAUGCUGUACAACCUGGCCAGUGCCAUCAAAUACCUGCAUAGCCUGAACAUCGUCCACCGUGAUAUCAAGCCCGAGAAUCUGCUGGUGUAUGAACACCAAGAUGGCAGCAAAUCACUGAAGCUGGGUGACUUUGGACUGGCUACCAUUGUGGAUGGUCCCCUGUACACAGUCUGUGGCACUCCAACAUAUGUGGCUCCAGAAAUCAUUGCAGAGACUGGAUAUGGCCUCAAGGUAGACAUCUGGGCAGCUGGUGUAAUCACGUAUAUCCUGCUAUGUGGCUUCCCUCCGUUUCGUGGAAGUGGUGAUGACCAGGAGGUGCUUUUUGACCAGAUUUUGAUGGGACAAGUGGACUUUCCUUCUCCAUACUGGGAUAAUGUUUCUGAUUCUGCGAAGGAGCUUAUCACCAUGAUGCUGUUGGUCAAUGUUGAUCAGCGAUUUUCAGCCAUGCAGGUCCUUGAGCAUCCCUGGGUAAAUGAUGACGGCCUCCCAGAAAAUGAACAUCAGCUGUCAGUAGCUGGAAAGAUAAAGAAGCAUUUCAACACAGGCCCGAAGCCGAAUAGCACAGCAGCUGGAGUUUCUGUCAUAGCACUGGACCACGGGUUUACCAUCAAGAGAUCAGGGUCUUUGGACUACUACCAACAACCAGGAAUGUAUUGGAUAAGACCACCGCUCUUGAUAAGGAGAGGCAGGUUUUCCGACGAAGAUGCAACCAGGAUGUGAGGAGCCGAUACAAGGCACAGCCAGCUCCGCCUGAACUCAACUCGGAAUCCGAAGACUAUUCCCCAAGCUCAUCAGAAACUGUUCGCUCCCCAAACUCACCCUUUUAAUAAGACCCUUUUACUCGAAGUCCUAGCCUAACCCUUUGAGACUCUGAUUUUUUCCCCAAAUUAUGUAAAACAGUUUCAUCUGAUCUAUCUAGCACUUAGAAACAGAAAGUGUGUUUUCUGGUACCUUUGUAGUAAUUUCCCUUUGCUGAAUAAGAUAUGUUGUUUGUAAAGAUGGCAACUUGCUGCUAAUAGGAUCCUCAAAGGGUUAAGUCUACUUUGCAACUUUUUAAAAUUUAAAAGCAAUGAAUAUUUUCAUCAAUCAAACUAGGAUCUGCAGUGUGUAAUAAGCACAUGUUAACCCUCUGAGUGCAUGGUUUUUGGAGACCCCUUGGGGAAUUUUCCAGGCCUUUGGAUUUAUAGACACAUUUCUUGAUUUUGCUGCAGAUCUAGGGGUGUUUUUAGAUGCCAUAAUAUCCAGAAAAGAAAGGCACCUAGAAUGAUAUCUUGCUUUUCCUUUUCUAUAGGUUUAGAUCAUGGCCGUUUUAUAACUUAGGCAUAAACACCCCUCUUUCUUCUUUACAGUCCUAUUAAGAAAGAGACUUUUCUCAUUAGAGGUAUGACUUUCAGCUGCUAUGAGUUCUGCAUCCCAAGUGGAGGAAAUUGGUCCUGUGGCAAACAGCCUGACCCACAAAAGAGAUGGUACCCCCCUCCCCCAAAAUUAUCUCCAUAUGAAGAUGUGCUGAUAUCACUCCAGAAAUGCUGCUUCCACAUCAGCUGCUGCUAGUGCCAGCGCAGACCCUCGGGAAGGCACACACAUACCUUGUCUUGUGCUUGGUGAGGGAGGGUCUGCCUGCCCAGUAUGAGCCAUCUACAGGACAAAAAAAACCAAAAAACCAAACCAAACAAAAAAAAAACUGGUAGAAAAGAGCAAUAAAUUGCCAGGUGCUCUAUAGGACUGGAAUUUCAAACAGAAAGAGGAAACAAGAUCCUGGUCUUUUUUCUCACCUGCUUUUCCAUGCACUGCUGUCUUCAGUGUGAAAUCCAUAGAAUAUCAAAUCCAUACACAGGAGUGCUGGAGCACAGGGAUCUAGAGGCAAAGUGUUUUGCAAGGUGGCCAAGGAGAAAGCACAGUCAGAAAACAAUCUAGAAUAUUUUUAAAAUGGGUUUUAAGGAAAUAAAACACUGAUAAGAUCAUUUCCUGUGUACCUUUACAUUUCCUACAUAUGAUCUUCCAGGAAGAACAGGAUAGGAGAACUGGAAGAUACCACUGAGGAUGAAACUUCCAUUCCCUAAGGUGCCCUUUUUACACGCCGCUGUCUUUAGCUAUCUAGAGGGGCAUGUUAUUUUUCUCUCUAUGGGUCAAGUCCUGUCUGACACCUGAAUUGUCACUCCUGUGACAAAACCUUGAUCCCUAGCCCUGUAUCUCCAUUGAGUUUCUUCUGGAAUGUGUCACAUUUCAGAAUGGGGGCCUCCUGUGCUUUACUGUGAUGCUUAGAGAAAAGGCUAGCCAUGGUGUCUGGGAGACAGGGACCCAACUCAAAUGUCCUCCUAAGGUUUGCUCAGUUUUGAGAUGCAGGAGACAACCAAAGAGUGAGGUCUCAUAAAAUUUGCAUAUGUAAAGCUGAACAGCACUUACUGUCUCUGUUUUGAAUAUAUUUCAAUAUCUGAAGGUCUUUGACAUUUCUUUAUUUUCAAAUACACAUUUGUCUUCAAUUGCUGCUUUUACUCUUUAACUCAUAAACUAUGCCCUAUGUUAAUAUAGAGUUUAAGGUCCUACCAUGUCAUGAUUUUUACAACGUAGUUCCCUCAAUUUUUUGCUCUUCUACAUUUAGGUUUAUUUCUUUAGUCUGUGUUGUCCUGACAUGUAAGCAGUAGAUUAUUUAUUAAAAGUUGUCCCCCUUUUAGAGAGUCCUGAAAUGAUACCAUACAAUAUCACAGAGUAGCACAAUUCAGUCAAGGUUGCGGUGAGGGCAGAAUACCAGGAAAGGUGCUGGUUGGUGUGUAGAAAGAUUCCACAUCAGUGAAGUACCCAGAACUGUUCAGAAAUACUUCUUUGUCUAGAACUAUAAAGCAAAGCACUAUUCUAAGUAACACUGGAAUAGCCAUAUAACUUGGCCUCAACUCUAAAUGUGUGACUAUGAAGAAUCUUAUGAGCAGAGACCUACCUACAAAAGAUUGUCACUUUCCUUUCUCUGAAUUACUGCUUUUCCCGUGGACAUUACAUGUAUUGGUACAGCAUUUAGUGUACAGAACUUAUAGUGCAUGGCUCAGCCUUUUUCCAUCCAAGUCUUGGGAGACUGUGGACCAUGUGAAGCUGGGGAGUGUUUCGCAACCACUUCAGAGAGCAGCUCGGAAGAAUAUAGGACCCAUUCAGCAUGGAGAGCCCAACGCAUUGCUGUCGAAUUUGUGAUUUAUGCUGAGUAAACAGUGUAUGUGAUAUGUCAAGUAGAAAUGUUUAGUAAUCAGAUGGAAUGCAAUCUUUUCAGCAUCAAGCUGUCAAGAUCCUGAAUAUCAGAAGUGUACGCAAAGGGUUAACAGACAAGCACAAGGCAUGCUGAUUACAUUGGUAUAUUCAGACUGCUUUGCUUUUAGCCAAUGCUUUCUAAUUUUUUUUUCAUGACAUUCUUGGGAUAGUUCAAGUUUGAAUUCAUUAAGUGAUAGUGUUCUUUAAGUAAUUUCUAUAACCAAAUUGAUCUUUUUUUUCACUUCAUCAUCAAAUAAAUAUGUACCAUUAUGGGAGUGUACUUCUGUAAUUAUCAUUUUAAUCAUUGCCAUAAGUGUUUCCAUAUUUUUUUCUAAGUAUUUAAUAUAGCUCUUAUGGUGUUAGUAUGGUGAUGGGGACUGUCUUUCCUUUAUUAAUACAUAAUCAACCAUAUAGUAUUUUCAAGAAAAUUUUAAGAUUCAACUUUUCAGUUCAUUAGUAGACUAGUUAAGAAAGAACACUUCCAUUACUUGCAUUGUGUAAAUCAUCUCUGUAGAUGAUAACUGUUCAUAUUGAUGAAUACUUUUUUGCAACAUUGUAGCAGAAAUCACUUUAUUCUUCACAAUCAAUGAAUAUGUGGUUUUCUCCAAAUCGUUAGAAGGAAAAGUAAGAUUUCAGUCAUUAAAAAUGUUUUUACAAUAGCCCUCAUCUAACUUACACAUGGUGCAUAUUAAAAUAAGCAGAGAAAAAAUGCAAAUAAACUACUGAAAAUGC
This is a messenger RNA of Myotis daubentonii (Daubenton's bat), 5751 nucleotides long. It is a transcript of the gene DCLK1, whose product is annotated as doublecortin like kinase 1. The record is from RefSeq and is a predicted model, not a curated record. Gene Ontology annotation, cellular component: axoneme. Gene Ontology annotation, molecular function: ATP binding; protein kinase activity. NCBI's taxonomy places the organism in Eukaryota, Metazoa, Chordata, Mammalia, Chiroptera, Vespertilionidae. Gene Ontology annotation, biological process: photoreceptor cell development; retina development in camera-type eye; protein phosphorylation.